Molecule: messenger RNA, 1986 nt
Organism: Drosophila mauritiana
Lineage: Eukaryota; Metazoa; Arthropoda; Insecta; Diptera; Drosophilidae
Gene: 14-3-3zeta
Product: 14-3-3 protein zeta
Exons: 9
Coding region: 196-1200 (334 amino acids)
Biological process (GO): signal transduction
Cellular component (GO): cytoplasm
Source: RefSeq, a predicted model, not a curated record
GAUACAGCGGCGCGGCGAAUGUGUGCAACCUUUGCCGUCCGUCAUUCUCAUUCGUUCGUUGGUAGUGUUCGUUGUCGUUUCAGUUUCAGUUAAUCAAGAAUAAAGCCAUUGUUAGCAACUUUUGAGGGGCAUAUCGAACUGUGUGGCGUAUUUUAUUAGUUUUGUGAAGUAAACGAAAAAAAAAAAUCAAACAAAAUGUCGACAGUCGAUAAGGAAGAGCUGGUCCAGAAGGCUAAACUGGCCGAGCAGUCAGAACGUUACGAUGAUAUGGCCCAGGCCAUGAAGUCCGUCACAGAGACUGGCGUUGAGCUCUCAAAUGAGGAAAGAAAUCUGCUCUCCGUUGCCUACAAAAAUGUGGUCGGUGCCCGCAGGUCAUCGUGGCGUGUCAUCUCCUCCAUUGAGCAGAAAACCGAAGCAUCCGCUAGAAAACAGCAGCUCGCCCGUGAGUACAGAGAGCGCGUGGAGAAGGAGCUGAGGGAAAUCUGCUACGAAGUUUUGGGACUUCUGGACAAAUACCUUAUUCCAAAAGCCAGCAAUCCCGAGAGCAAGGUGUUCUACCUGAAGAUGAAGGGUGAUUACUACAGGUAUUUAGCCGAGGUUGCCACAGGAGAUGCACGCAACACCGUUGUCGAUGACUCGCAAACCGCUUACCAGGAUGCAUUUGACAUUAGCAAGGGUAAAAUGCAGCCAACACAUCCCAUCCGUUUGGGUCUGGCCCUUAACUUCUCAGUCUUCUACUAUGAGAUUUUGAACUCACCAGACAAAGCUUGCCAAUUGGCUAAACAGGCGUUCGAUAUUGCAAAAACCAAAAUGCAGCCCACACAUCCCAUCCGUUUGGGUCUGGCCCUUAACUUCUCAGUCUUCUACUAUGAGAUUUUGAACUCACCAGACAAAGCUUGCCAAUUGGCUAAACAGGCGUUCGAUAUUGCAAAAACCAAAAUGCAGCCCACACAUCCAAUCAGAUUAGGUCUUGCUCUCAACUUUUCCGUCUUCUAUUACGAAAUUAUCAAUUCACCAGCGAGGGCUUGUCACUUAGCUAAACAGGCGUUCGAUGAUGCGAUAGCCGAGCUGGACACACUGAACGAGGACUCCUACAAGGACUCGACACUCAUCAUGCAGCUGUUGAGGGACAACCUGACUCUCUGGACGUCCGACACCCAAGGCGACGAAGCUGAGCCACAGGAGGGCGGCGACAACUAACCAAACAACUAAGCAAAUGUUUCCUUUUUGACUAUGCAAAUAUUAUUCAGUAAUACAAACAAACAAAAACCAGAAACAACAAAGAGAAACAAAUAUUAUAAAACGCAACCAGCAAAGCAAAACAAUUUGAAAUGAAACGAUAAUCCAGGCGAGAGCAGCAGACAGGCAGGCAAAAAGCGCGAACAUUUGAGACAUUAACAUACGAAUUGAGGGCAGAAUGCUUCACAGUUCAUUUGGGGCCGAUGGGCCGGCAUUUUAGGCCGUUUUCCCGAUUGUCAUGGGUAGUUUUUAUCCGGGCUCCGGUUGCAAGCGAAUCCAGUAUACAGAUGGUCAAACGCUUGGACAGGACAGAUGCCGGCCAAUCCGACUCAAAUGUAGCUUAAGAUCUGCAACUGCUUAAGAAAUACAGAAAAAUACAGCAUCGCUGUGAGGGCCAAACGAAUGCGGACUAUUUGGGAGUUUGGCAUGAUUUUUCCGGAUUUUGAAUCAAAUUAAUCUAGCAGAUAAUUCGUAAUUGUGUGUGUUUUUCCCGAUCGAAACGGCCAAACUCUAGAUGCUCCGAAUUUGUUCGCCCUGGCGAUGCCUCGUGUGGAUUUCCUCCUUACAAAACAACAAAAAAACAACUAAAUAAUAUUCCUAACUGUAUACACAAGAAAUGAAAUGAGAUAAUCGGUUAUUAUACGUUUUUUGCAAGAGUCCAAAUUAAUUAUUUAAUUUUCGUAUUGCAACAGAAACAACUGCAAAAGAUACAGCAACAACAACAACCAAGCGAACCAAAUGAGAAAA